CUGAGCUGGCACAACCUGGGCUGCAAUUGGCAACGCAUUUGGCAGACAGUGAAGACAAAAAGGGAACAAGACGAACAGCGCCGCUGAGCAUCCCCCAAGAAGACAGUCGUCGACCAAUACAAACAACACCACCACCACCACCACCACCACCACAGGCGCCAUGGCCACGGAAUUUCAGUUGAUGAAGAACCCGGUUCUUCCCCUCUUCACGCACGCGUGGAACAAGGACAAGACACAGGUGUGCGUGUCCCCGGGCGAUAACAAGGCACACAUCUACUCGUUCGAUGGCAAGAACUACAAGCUCGAACACACCCUCGAGGAUCACACGGCCACCAUCACCGGCAUUGACUGGUCUGCCGAGUCCAACGACAUUGUCACCUGUGGCCAUGACCGGAACGCCUACGUCUACUGCUGGAAGAAGAACGAUGCUGGCGUGGAAGUCUGGGACCCGAAGCUUGUCAUCCUGCGCAUCAACCGCGCUGCCACCUGCGUCAAGUGGUCCCCCAACGGCAAAAAGUUUGCAGUUGGGAGCGGUGCGCGUGUGAUCUCUGUGUGCUACUUUGAGGAGGACAACGACUGGUGGGUGUCGAAGCACAUCAAGCGGCCCAUCCGCUCCACCAUCCUGUCCAUCGACUGGCACCCAAACAACUACCUCCUCGCAGCAGGCAGCGCAGACUUCAAGUGCAGGAUCUUCAGCGCCGCCGUCAAGGGCGUGGACGAGAAGAACAAGGAGACGGAGUGGGGUGCGCGCAAGAAGUUUGGCGAAGUUGUGCAGGAGUUUUCGACGAGCACGGCUGGCGGCUGGGUGCACGCUGUGUCGUUUUCGCAGGACGGAACCAAGGUGGCUUUUGCCGCACACGACUCAUGCGUCUACGUCGUCGACGCCACAGACAACCUCAAGAUGCACCGCCUGCCGUGCAAGGCGCUGCCGUACCGCACCAUCGAGUGGGUCUCUGCCACGGAGUUUGUUGCCGCCGGCUUUGACUACGUCCCCGCUCUCUUCUCCUUCACAGGCGCUCUCCAGUACAUCGGCGAGCUCGACACGCGGCAGGAGAAGGAGACAAAGUCGACGUUCCGUGCGCUGGACAAGUUCCGCAACCUUGACAGCAAAGGCACGACCGAGGGCAGCGCGCUCAAGACCAAGGUCAACACCACCCACCAGAACUGCAUCGCAGACCUGCAGAUCUUUGCUGGCGAGAAGGGCAACGUGGCCAAGUUCACGACCGUGGGCAGCGACGGCAAGAUUGUCGUGUGGGACCUCGCCGCUGCAAAGCGCAGCAUGCCCAGCAGCGCCGCCUGAGCGGGUGGCACUGAUGAGAUGGGUGGAUGAUGCUGUGAUGACGACGAUGACGCCGUUGUUGUUGUUGCUGUUGUUGUUGAUGUUGCUGCUGUUGUUGUUGAUGAUGAACCGAUGCACAAUGACAAUCGUAUGAUGUGUGAUGGUUGCUGGAUGGCUGGCUGGUGUGAUGAUGUGGCGAUCGUGACCCGUGCUGCGUAUGCGCGUGUCACGUUGUCACAUUGAGCGGUGGAAGCGGUGGACGAUGACAGUCGAGUGGAUGUGCCUGAUGAAAACUAUGUGUUGUUACAACCUCCUCUUCUUCCUCUUGCUGUUGUUGUUGUCGCUGUUGUUGUUGUUUGGUUUUUCACAGUCUGUGUGGGGUUGUGUUCUUCUCUCUUUCCUCUUCUUGAUGCUUCACGUGCAUGUGUGUGUGUGUGUGUGUUUGUGCUUCUUGCCUCAAUUGAACAAGCGAGCAAGCAAGA
Molecule: messenger RNA, 1761 nt
Organism: Salpingoeca rosetta
Lineage: Eukaryota; Choanoflagellata; Craspedida; Salpingoecidae
Exons: 9
Coding region: 161-1300 (379 amino acids)
Biological process (GO): Arp2/3 complex-mediated actin nucleation
Cellular component (GO): Arp2/3 protein complex; actin cytoskeleton
Molecular function (GO): actin filament binding
Source: RefSeq, a predicted model, not a curated record